GUACGUUACAAUGUAACAGCGUAACAGAAAUAAAAAUCGUGCUUGUCGUGUUGCGAAACUUAUAGCGCCACGUGAUAACCAUUAUUUACUUAAUAUUUACAUUUGUUUCGUGAGUAUUAAGAGAACAUGACCAACGAAAAUUACGAGGCUCCUUUAAACAAAAGUUUUCAAAACGUCGCGCGCAAUACUGUCCAGUAUGAGAUUGCGCACAUGCGAUAGAACGAAGUUACAACAUUGCAUUAACAUUUGGUUCAUGCAUUUUCUUAUAUUUAAUUCUCACGUCAUCAUGUUUUAUAACAACUUUUUAUUUUUAACAACGUAUCAGAAAAUUUUUAGAUAAAUUCGAAAUUUUAUGAUUUCUCGGUCAUUUAAAAGAUCAAGAAGAGGGCGCUCGAUUUCAAAGAGGAUACUCUCUGUCCAGUUUCCCCGCCAGAUGACUCGUUUGUUGAUAACUUUACGUUCGAUGAAUAUCGGAUACCGAUCGGACGGCUUACGAAGCCGUUUGGUCAAUACAUAAGAAGCUCAUCGCAAAACUUGAGAAAGCAUAAUGUGCAUGUGACGCGAUAUCAAUAAUCGUGUAUCGUGUGGUACGCGGUGCGUGUUCAUCUUAUCGAAAAGAAAACAUUAGUAAUAAUGAAAUUGUGCGAGAAAUAAAGGAGAAACGUGUCCUGGAUCGCGAAUAACAAAAAGUUGCAAGAGGGGUGUUAUUUCUUAUAGUUGAAGGAAAGGUCAACCCUUAUUUGGAUCCUAUACAAUGUACCGGCGCCCCACACCCACUGACUGUUUGUCCUUUAAAUCUAACCCCUUGAGACGUAUUCGAGGAUAACAUGCCGUCUACUAUAUGCACCUAUUAUCAAUACUGUCACUACUUGCAAGUAAUACCUUACAAUACAAAACAACCUUAGGAUAUUUAUAUCUAUAUGCAUAAUUUAUAUCUAUGACAUAAUCCUGACUGUAAUAACACUGAAGUCAACAUGUAUGCAUUAAAAAUGCAAACUGCCUGUCAGAGUGAAGGCAGUGGGGAACCAGAUGAUCCUAGUAGCCAUCACCAAGAACCUGUUAGGCCUCCUGCACAAGAUUGUAGUUCGUUUGACAUUGUUAGAGCAACGCAGUUUGGGGCUUUGGAUAGAGUAACUGAAUUAGUAGAAGCUGGUGCUGAUGUAAACCAGCCAGACUCAGAAACUGUUACAUUGUUACACUGGGCUGCGAUAAAUAAUCGCAAAGACAUUGUAAAAUACUUGAUUGCAAAGGGAGCUGUUGUUGAUGCAAUUGGUGGUGAGCUUGCUUCCACGCCGUUACAUUGGGCCACAAGGCAGGGCCAUUUAUCUACAGUUGUGAUAUUAAUGAGAGCAGGGGCAGAUCCCACUCUCAGAGAUUCAGAAGGAUUCUCAUGUAUUCAUUUAGCAGCACAAUUUGGUCACACAUCUAUCGUUGCUUAUCUAGUCGCGAAAGGAGUAAAUCCAAAUAUGCCUGACAGAAGUGCAAUGACACCCCUUAUGUGGAGUGCCUAUAAAGUUAAUAGUUUCAUUUUUUACAGUUUAGAUCCAACACGCUUGUUACUAACUUUAGGAGCAUCUCAUUCACUUGCGGAUAACUUACAUGGCAAUACUGCUUUGCAUUGGGCUAUUAUAGCAGAAAAUAGUACAGCAAUAUCAACGUUAGUUCAUCAUGGUGCAUCGUUAGAUGUGCCGAAUAUUCGGGAUGAAACACCAAUGACGUUACUGGGUCGUCAUAUUGGCGCUGCCUGGUUAGGACAUAAAAUCAGUCAAGAAAUCAGAGAAAGGCAGGGUAGAACAAGAACAUGGUGUAGAGACAAAAGAAUACGUUGGUACUGUAUGGUCAGUACACCAUUCAUAGUUUUCUAUGUGAUUGGAAUGAUUUUUCAAAGUGGAUUGGAUUAUUUAGUAAAAUUAGGUGCCUUUGUCACUCUUUACAUAGCACUAUAUUUAGCUAAUCAUUUUGUCUUUGACGAACGAUUAUUUCACAUUAUACCAAUGUCAAUUUAUUUGGCUACAAAGAUGUGGAUAUAUGUUACAUGGAUAUUUUGGUUAGGCGUACAUGCCGCAUGGUAUUUAUGGUUGUUAUUAGUAGGCGGAUCGGUACCACUAUGGGUAUGUUUCUUACAGUCCUGGAGGGGUGAUCCAGGUGUAAUAACAGCUACACACGAGGACAAAUUAAAUACGAUUAUAGAGUUAGCAGAAUCUGGUGGUUUUGAACCACAAUCAUUUUGCAGCAGUUGUUUGGUCAGAAGACCUAUGAGAUCUAAACAUUGUUCAACCUGUGAUCGAUGCGUGGCACGAUUUGAUCACCAUUGUCCUUGGGUCAACAAUUGUAUUGGUGCGCAUAACCACAAGUAUUUCCUGGGAUUUUUAGCUUCAUUAUUAGGCCUUUGUAUCGUUGUUUUAUCCGCUAGUGUACAAUAUUGGCAAUUCGAAUGUUGGACAAAUUUAACAAAUGGCCAUAGCGCUGAUAAUUACCUAGUCGCUGCAGCUACGUGUGACGCUUGGGUAAUGUGGGUCACUGCAAAUACGUCUUUACACUUCUUUUGGGUUGGGACACUGUUAGCUUGUCAGUGUUAUCAGAUUAUGGUUCUUGGAAUGACAACGAACGAGCGUAUGAAUGCCGGACGAUACUCGCAUUUCAAACAGGGAAAUCCUUUCCAUCGAGGUGCUAUUCAGAACGCAGCUGACUUUUGCAACAUAAGUUUCUGUGGGAUAAAAGCGAAGCCCAGUUCAGACUGGUUGCAGAGUUUUGAUCAUAAACAAAGCAUCGAAAAAUUACCUCUACUCGCUACGAAAGACAACUUCCAAUACAUUUAGGAUUUUUCUAAACAGUCAGACAACUGUCAUGGAAAAUACGUAAUUUAGCCAUCAGAAGCUAAUGGUGUGUCAUAUCAUUUUUAUGCCUGAAACAUUUGCCGGACUACCAAAGAGUUACUACAAUAUCGGAAGUGACUUUUCAGGAAGGUAGUGAUUUUACAUAUUCACAGAUUUGAAAUUGCAUACUGUAAACCACAUUUCCUACAGUCAGUGAAUAUAAAUUUUAUUAUUCAUCCACUGUAAAAGACUGUUCUUACGAUGUAAGUAUGCAUAUCCCGCCUUUGCGUAUUCUAUUUUCCAAAUACGAGAUAGAAAAAUAAGUUGCACAAGUACUUUGACUCUAUUUUUACGAAGGAAAAUUAUAAGAAACUUCUUUUUUCUCUAUUAUACUUUUCGCUACGGUUUACUUAAUGUAAACGGAACGUUAAUAUAAUUGAUUAAAAAUAAUUUACUUUAUACUGCAUUGUAAAUAUUUAUAAUUUUCGCGCAGUCGUAACGUGAUCAUUAAAUACGAGUAUGUUAACGUUCGAUUGCAAAUUUUUUAGUUACUCUUUAAUAUUUUAUAUCCUAACGAGUGGUAGAUUCGAUCUAUAAAUAAUUUACUCGAGAAAGUACAAUUUUAAUCGUACUGAAAGACGGAAUACCUUUAUAAAAAGUAACCAUGACAGUCGGUUCUACAAAAUCAUUGUAUAAUGUAUUUUUACCAAUAUUAUUUAUUACAAUUAUUUGUACUUUGUAGCUUUUAAGCGUUGCGAAAAUUCGUAACGAACAUUAUGAACAGCAAUAUCGUCAUGAUUCUUGCUAAGAUCGUGAGAUUUCUAUAUUAAACGUAAGGAAUUCAGAAUUAAUAUGCAAAGAAACACCAACUUCGUAACUUGAAAAGUGUGGCAUAUUUAUAAUGUGUAAAUUUUAAUUGAACAAAAGAAUCAAAUGUUAUGCAGUAUGAUUAUAAAGAAAUAAUUAUAUUGCAUAUUACUGUUGGCUAUUUAAUCCGUUUUUCGUACUUAAAAAUAAGUUUACCUGAUUUAAGUGCCAUGCUGCUACUCUUUCAAAGACAUCCACGUACACGCGUUUACAAAACAUUAUGAUCGAACUCAGUGAUGGGUAACCGCGCUCGUGAGGAAUGAGCACAGUAAGCUCUCACUAUAUUGCCAUUAUAACUGGCAAUAUAGAAGGAGGUAUUUUUAUGUAGCAAUUGGAAGUUUGUAAAUUUGAAAAUUUCAUAGCUUAUUAACGCAAAAAUAGUUUGCAAAUUUCGAAUUUAAAAAAUUUGGAAGUUUGUAAAUUUGACAAGUUGAUAACUUGAAAAAUAUGUCAAUUUGAAAAUUUGUAUUCUUUUUCUCGCACAUCUCACUGCUGCAUGUACCGUGCUGUCCGUGCCUAUCAUUUCCUCAGCGGACACUUUCAUCUACUCAUCACUGCUCUAACUUUAUAAGAUUUGAUUAACGUUGGCUGUUGUAUCUAAUCUAUUAUUGCAUUGCGUGAGAAAAAGGUUUUAACGAUAGCUAUAUCAAAUAUUUACAUCGUAAUAUAUAUAUAAAUAUAUCAAUUGUUUACAUCUGUUUUAAUGGAUGUCAUACUUUAAUAAUAUCGUAAAAUUUUCAAUGAGAUAUCUUAUUAAUUGUACGUAGUAAAUUGAACAAGAGAAGAGAAAAAGGCAUGAGAGGAGUCUAACACAUUUUUGUACGAUAAUUACACACGUGACGAUAGAGAUAUUACUAGAAUAUAAUCGUCGAAUGUUUUACAUUCCAAAACUGUACUUCAAUGUAUAAUUGCGAAUCUUUUCUUUUAUCUGUAAUAUUAGUACGUUGUUAAGAACGUAUGUUCCCUUUUAUAGUCCGAGAUUUCACUGUUAAGGUUGCAAGUGCUAUGUCAAUUCCACUUUCUAGCAUUAUUGAAUAUAAUAAUUACUAAAUAUUGGUACUGUGAGAGUUGUGUUGCACGCACAAUUAACGCAGAAAAAUGAAUAUUUAAUUGCAUCCUUAACAAGAUACAUUUAAGCGAAUUAAAAGUCUUAUUUCAAAAAUGUUUAAGUACAGGUCAAACUAUAUGUAUGUGUACAUUUCUGCCAAUGAUCAUGUGAAGGAAUUAUUUAUUUCUAAUACUAAAGAGGUAUAUUAAAAGAGUGCAUACGUUCUUAAUAGUGCAUUUCCAAUAGGUGCCUAAAUGUCUGAUCAUUAUCUUAUACAAAUUUAUGAAAAACACUAUGAGAAUGCAUCAAAACUUUGAAUAUAUUUUAAACUUACGGUCUUAUUUGUAAUACAAACUGAAGUAAGUUUUCAAUAGUUUUCAAACACGUUGUUUCUUCGUUAAGCAUUAUUGUCUCUUCGAUAACGACUAAAGAUAGGAAUUGUAUAUUAUAAUUUCAUCGUUCUUAGGCCAUUCGAUUGCGUACGACCAAUUACUUUAUGUCCAUAAUCAAACUAGUUACUAUUCCUCUUGAUUUAGCAACUUUUUCCGGAAAUCUUUCAUGUACGCGUGUACAGAGAAAAAUUAACAUUCGGUACAUUUGUCCAACUAUCGUUAAUUAAGAACAAGUUUUCAAUUUUGACUGUUUGUACAGAAUGUUAAAGAGAUAUUUGUACAAAACGUUGGAAACGUACAUAUAAGAUUAAUGAUAGAUUUGAACGAUGAUAUUACAAAUAUGAAUACUCCAUGAAACAUGUGUAUAAAUACUAUAAAUACAAAUGUAAGUUAAUUACUUUCUAACAUACUAUUGAUUACUUAUAGAAGUGUUUCUUAAAUAUUUCUUUUGACUGAUCGAUAAGGCGUUUAGUAUUUAUGUAUAUUUCCGUUUCUAGUCCAGUUGAUAUUAUUCUAAUUUGAUAUCUAGAUUAUAUUUACUUCGUGUGAGCAAUGAAAUGCAUUAAAACUGUAUAGCGAGUAGUUUAUUCGUUUUACUCUGAGUGCAUGCGAGCUACUUUUUUCAUGCGAUCCGCUGCGAUCGCACGGUAAAAAGUCGCGUGUAUGCGACGGGUCUUAUUAGGAAAAAUAAACAAAUUCUACAAUUAAUGGUCCGUUAUCAACGAAUAAAAAAUUGUAUUAUAACAUUUUGAGAAACAUACACGUAACAAACAGAUAAACAUAAAGAACUUUUAUAAUUAAGAUUUUUAACGUUUAAUUUCUAUGCUGCAAAAGAAUUGCUUCGAAAAAUAUGAUAAAGGAUAAUUCCAGAUUAAGACUCAUAAGAGAAAAUUUAGAAUAAAUGAACAUAUGAAUAUUUAGGAUUCUAGUUGAAGUUUUUGGUGAAAGAAAAGUAAUAUUAGUUGUAAAAUCUUUUUGUGACCUGUUAAAAAUUUGUGAAUUAUAAACCUCCUCGCAAGCGUUACACCGUCGCAUAGAUGAGGUUACUACUACUGUACUAAAUCGUAUUAAGCUAAUUACACCAUUCUACUUCCAAUUGAAUUUCAUGUAAAUAGCAGUGUCUUCUAUUUCAAAUAACGUUUCCCGUUCGAAAUAGUUUGGAAGAUGGGGGAGGGAGCAGGUGUAAAAAGAACUUUUGGUAACCGAUAAAAGAAAUUGAAUCAAAAUUAUUAUUAUUAUGUGUUUAUAAAAGAAAUAAAGAGGAGAAAAAUUA
Megachile rotundata (alfalfa leafcutting bee) is the source of this 6396-nucleotide messenger RNA. RefSeq names its product palmitoyltransferase Hip14 (gene Hip14). The record is from RefSeq and is a predicted model, not a curated record. Gene Ontology annotation, molecular function: palmitoyltransferase activity; protein binding. Lineage: Eukaryota; Metazoa; Arthropoda; Insecta; Hymenoptera; Megachilidae.